This is a messenger RNA of Apis dorsata (giant honeybee), 982 nucleotides long. Its product is annotated as carbonic anhydrase 2-like. NCBI's taxonomy places the organism in Eukaryota, Metazoa, Arthropoda, Insecta, Hymenoptera, Apidae. The coding region runs from base 1 to 891 and encodes 296 amino acids. The record is from RefSeq and is a predicted model, not a curated record. Gene Ontology annotation, molecular function: carbonate dehydratase activity; zinc ion binding. The transcript is spliced from 7 exons. Gene Ontology annotation, cellular component: cytoplasm.
AUGACUGGAAAUAACUUAGUACUACCAAUUAUUGUGGGACAUUUUGGAUAUAAUAAAUGUGACCAACACACAUGGAUUCAAAAUUUUAAAUUAUGUGGCGGAAAAUUACAAUCUCCAAUACAUAUAUCAUCAUUCAAAUCAAUACCUCUUCCUUUGCCAGCACUUGAAACAAUUGGUUAUCAUGAUUUUCUCCCAAAUCCAUUAUAUUUAAAAAACAAUGGCCAUUCAGUUGUUAUAAAUAUAAAUAAUCGUUUUGAAAAAAGAUUACCUUAUAUAUUCGGAGGUUCACUUAAUGUGAAUCAAGAAUAUGAAAUAGAUCAUUUACAUUUUCAUUGGGGUGCAAAAAAUAACAAAGGAUCUGAGCAUAUUUUAAAUGGUGUUAGAUAUCCUAUGGAAAUGCAUAUAGUUCAUAAAAAUAAAAUUUAUUCAAAUUUAUCUAAUGCAUUAAAUUAUAAAGAUGGCCUUGUGGUUUUAGGGAUUUUUUUUCAAUUACAGGAAAAAGAUAAUAAAAAAUUAUAUUCUAUUGUAAAUCAUUUAUUGAGUGUGCAACAAUUAAAUAAAGAAGUAAAAUUAAAUAUGUCUAUAACUUUGGCUUCAUUAUUACCUAAAAAUAUAGAUAUAUUUUAUACUUAUAAAGGUUCAUUAACUACACCACCAUGUAAUGAAGUAGUAACAUGGAUAAUUUUUCCAACGCCAGUACCAAUAUCUUUCACACAGCUAAAUAAGUUUAAAUUACUUUGUAAUGAAAAAGGUACAUUAGCUAAUAAUUACAGAAAAUUGCAACAAAUAGGACUUAGGAAAGUAUAUGUUAGAAAGUUAAAUCCAUCUUUAAUUAAAAAAUAUAAUAAAACGAUUUUUAAUGUUAUGAAUUUGGAAUGGUUUUGGCAUUAAAUAUAAUUUUACAUUAUAAAAAAUAAAAUAUAUUACUAUUAUAGAAAUAAUAUUAUAACAAUAAUACUAUAGAAUUAUUAUUAAAUAAUUA